Molecule: messenger RNA, 691 nt
Organism: Striga asiatica
Lineage: Eukaryota; Viridiplantae; Streptophyta; Magnoliopsida; Lamiales; Orobanchaceae
Source: the annotation of a GenBank genome assembly
AUGGAAACCGGAGGAGGAAAAGUGAAGAAGGGAGCCGGCGGGAGGAAGGGCGGCGGCCCGAAAAAGAAACCGGUUUCCCGCUCCGUGAAAGCCGGUCUCCAGUUUCCGGUCGGCAGGAUCGGCCGGUACCUGAAGAAGGGGCGGUACUCGCAACGGGUGGGCACCGGCGCGCCGGUUUACAUGGCUGCUGUCCUCGAGUACCUUGCCGCCGAGGUUCUGGAAUUGGCUGGAAAUGCAGCAAGAGACAACAAGAAGAGCAGGAUCAUCCCAAGGCAUGUGCUGCUUGCUGUUAGAAAUGAUGAGGAGCUUGGCAAGCUUCUAGCUGGGGUUACAAUUGCUCAUGGUGGAGUUAUACCAAACAUCAACCCAGUUCUUCUGCCCAAGAAAUCCGACAAGGCAGCUGAGAAAACUCCUAAAUCACCAUCCAAGGCUGCUAAGUCCCCAAAGAAGGCUUAGAAUUCUAGUGUUUUGUGGAUAGUUGAAAUUUAGAAAUAUGAGGAUGUUGCUUAAGUAGUGUUUAUGUAGUGUUAAUUGGCGUGUUCUUGGAAUGUAGGGUUGUUUAGCUUCUACUAUGUGUUGUUUCUAUUCUGAAUGAGUUUGAAUUCAAUGAAAAGAUCUUUAUUUUUAAUUCUCCAUUAUGCAGCUAGCAAAUGAUCUCUGAAAGUUUUUGAAUUAUAAGUUCUUUGGUUUA